AAAAAAUUCAUUUGCUCUGAUAAGAUAAUUUAUCAAUCACAGGAAAUGCGUUACUGAUUAAAUAUAGAAGUUGCAUUGCUUUAUUACACUUUCCAGUACUUUUUGUAACAUCUCCUUAUUCCUGAACUCCGAAAUUCCAAAAUGUCUAGACUCCAGAUAAUUAGAGGAGUUCCUUUUCCAAGUUUCGGCCCUUUUAAGAAGGAAAACAUAGAGAAGACCUUGGAUUAUCCUCCAAGAGAUGGUGACAUCAUUAUAGCAUCAUAUCCAAAGACCGGAACAACUUGGCUCCAGUACACCCUACUACAAAUAGUUUCAAAAGGUGAGUCCUAUCCAUCCUUCCAAGAUGUUCUCGAGAAAAUAUCACCUUUCAUGGAAGUGACUGGACCGGAGGCCAUCGACAACCUGACAGGCUUGAGAAUGUACAAGCACCAUUAUAGAUACGACAUGGUGAAAAAGAAUCCAAAAGCCAAAGUCCUAUACAUUUAUAGAAAUCCUGCGGAUACUCUUAUUAGUUUUUACCACUUCAUUCAAGGAGUGUGGGAGAAAAAAAUAGACUUUGAUGAGAUUUUCGAAGGAUUUAUUACAGGAAAUAUAGAAUAUGGAAGAUAUUUUGAGCAUGUCAUGUCCUUCCUGGAUCACAAAAAUGAUGACAACCUGUUGCUGAUAUCGUAUGAGAAACUUCACGCUAAUCCCAAAGAGGGUAUCCUAAGAAUAGCUAAAUUCCUUGGUGAAGAAUACUAUCAAAGCCUUUCCACAGAUGAAUCGCUUUUGGAAAAAAUUGUAGAACGCACCAGUUUCGAUUACAUGAAAAAGAACAUCGAUGUCGAUCUUCCUCAUAGAAAGAAAAAUGAAAACGCUUCUGAGGGAUCUGAAAAAGAAUUUACUUUCUUCAGAAAGGGCGUUGUUGGAGAUGGAAAAAAAUCUUUAUCGCCAGAUCAACUGAGGCGUCUUCGGGAAGUUGCAACGGAAGUUAUGAAAGAUUCAGAAGUACUUCAAGAUUGGUUUGAGGACUAGAUUCUUAUCGCAAAUGAAUUAUUAUUUAAAGCAAUCUGAAAAGAUUUCAUAUUUUUCUGUAUUUGAUUGACCUAUCUGUAUUUAAUUAACUGACCUAUCUGUAAUUCUGUGAAUACAUAUAUAAUUUACCUUUCCAUUAAAGAAUAAAAUAAAUGAAUGCUGUG
Argiope bruennichi is the source of this 1178-nucleotide messenger RNA. Its product is annotated as sulfotransferase 1B1-like. NCBI's taxonomy places the organism in Eukaryota, Metazoa, Arthropoda, Arachnida, Araneae, Araneidae. The record is from RefSeq and is a predicted model, not a curated record. The transcript is spliced from 2 exons. Gene Ontology annotation, biological process: sulfation. Gene Ontology annotation, cellular component: cytoplasm. Gene Ontology annotation, molecular function: sulfotransferase activity. The coding region runs from base 142 to 1014 and encodes 290 amino acids.